AUGACGACGCUCGUCGUGGGGAAGAACCUGCCCGGCAGCCGCAACGACGAGUUCUUCGGCUGGGAGGAGGCCGCGGGAGGCCGCGGCGCCGACACCGGCGGCGCCUUCGAGGUGGAGCAGCUGAUCCAGCGUCAGAUCCGCGCGGACCCGACGGCGCUCUCGCAGAUCUACGACGUGCCCGACGACCAGGACACGUACCUGUGGCAGUACGAGCACCUGCGCCAGGUGAUGAAGGAGCUGAACGUGCUGGUGGCGCGUCUGGACGGCAGCUGCACGCGCGAGUCGUGCCCCGUGAUGAAGGCCACGGACGACUGGGUCUUCCUGUGCGCGGCCCACAAGGCGCCCAAGGAGUGCUGCGCCUUCGAGUACAUCGUGCACACGAUGGACAACGUCAACACGCUGCUCACGAGCAGCCGCGUGUUCCCGUCGCGCGUGAGCAUCAGCUCCAACGCCACGCAGUACUUCCAGUCGGUCUCGCGCCGCCUGUACCGCAUCUUCUCGCACACGUACUUCCACCACCCGGAGGUCUUCAAGGAGUUCGAGGACACCUCGUAUUUAUGCCAUCGCUUCGUCUACUUCGCGCUGCACUUCUGCCUCAUCCCCAAGACGCUGCUCAUCAUCCCCGACAUUGGCUGA
Phytophthora sojae is the source of this 636-nucleotide messenger RNA. RefSeq lists its product as hypothetical. NCBI's taxonomy places the organism in Eukaryota, Oomycota, Peronosporomycetes, Peronosporales, Peronosporaceae. The transcript has a single exon. Gene Ontology annotation, cellular component: cytoplasm. The record is from RefSeq and is a predicted model, not a curated record. The coding region runs from base 1 to 636 and encodes 211 amino acids.